This is a messenger RNA of Diabrotica balteata, 1584 nucleotides long. Lineage: Eukaryota; Metazoa; Arthropoda; Insecta; Coleoptera; Chrysomelidae. The record is from the annotation of a GenBank genome assembly.
GUCUACUCUGAAGUUAUAUCAUAACAAAUGUCUUUUAUUUUUAUUAUAAUAAAUAUUAUUUGUAUAUAUAAUUAUAUUUUAAGAUGUUUAAAUCAACUAGUACCAUAUGUGGAUGUAAAAAUAUAAAAUAUUUUAAACUGUUGUCAACCCAGGCUGAAGUCAAUUGCCAAAUAAUAUCAGAUUUAAUAGGUGUUUCAAGAAAGGAAGCACUAAUGUGUGUUGAAAAAAAUAAAUUGCAGAACAAAGAUGGAGAGUUUUUAAUUCAGAGUAUAAAUUUUUGUAAAAGUUUAGGUUACUCAGAGUUUGAUAUCUUAAAAGUGCCCAACUUAUUGACAAUUUAUCCUAUUGAGCUUGAACAACAUUAUUAUUCGCUUAAAGAGGGAGGAUUUCAUGAUAUAACACCACAAGUUUUAUCCAAGGCCAGAACAUAUAUGAAAAGAAUUGUUCACUACUUGAAAUCUAUAAAAUUAAUACCUUUAACUGUAGAUGUACAAGAAAACUUAUGUUCUUCUAUAGAAGAUACUAGUAUUUCUUCUAGAAUACCAAAAAUAAUGCACAGUGAAGAACAAAAAUGGACUGAUAUUCAUUUACAUACUUUGAAAACAUUCUUAAUGUUGAGAUUAGACAUAACUAAAGAGGAAGUUGAGAAUCUCUUUCGUGUUCACAAAAUGAUAAGAAACAAAAGUUUUAAAGUAAUACAACAAAACAUUAGAUUAGCCGAAGAGUUAGGCAUUGGACCCAAAAAAAUUAUAAAGUAUGGAUAUUUGCUUAGUAACUAUCCGACUUAUCCAGAAACAACUCUUCGUGAUUUAUCAAAUUUAGCCGGAAUGGACAUGAAAAUAGAGAUGAGGAGGUAUCCAAAAUUAAUUACGUCUUCUCCAAAAAAUAUUAUAAAAAUUUAUGGUAUCUUAAAGGAAUUUGAUAUACCAGAUGAGACAAUAAGGAAACGACCGAAUGUUUUCCAGCUGUCGCCCGAAACCGUAAAACUUAGACUUCAGGAAAUCGAAAGACACCCCGAUCUUAAAGUUUUACUAACUCACCCAAAUGUGCUUUCCUUAAUAAUUCAUCAUAAUAGAGCUAAAACUAGACUAUCAUUUUUACAUCAAAUGCAGUUACGAUGCGUUCCAUUGACAAUUUUAAAAAGUGAUGUCGACGAUGCUUUCGAGGAAUAUGUAAAGGAAGGUAAGGACAUAAAUAAGCAAAGUGAUUUAUUUCAAUAUUUGAGGAAGCUGUUUUCGGUUUCUAUGAAAGAAGUAAAAACGAAGAUACAACGCCAUCCUUUUUACCUACAAGUACCGCUGAUAGACAUGCAGGAAACUUACGAUUAUUUGAAAUCUGAAAAGUUUUCUAAAGAACAUAUAUACAACGUUUUAUACAUUAUUCUCUAUCCGAAAAGUAAAGUCCAAAGCGCACAUGCUACGAUAAAAUACGAUCUAAACUACAAGUACAAAUCAUUGAGUCAGGUUAAAAAAUUAAAUCUGAUGUUAUAUCUGAUAGAAAAAGAACAUCACUUUACAGGAAAUGGAAUAUGGACGCAUGGCAAAAAAAAUGAAUCUGCGGAAAAGAGUACAAAUACAGAAUAGC